AUGUUUUUCAAGUCAAAAAGUGUACGAGAAAGCAAACAACUCGACGAAGGAGCCAUUGCAGCUGCCUCUGCGAUCGGUAGGGCCUUAAACUCGAAUGGUAUCACUCUCGAUCCGAGUAGACUUCCUAGGCAUUCGAGUCUUACGAAAGAUAUUAGUAGGUAUUCGGGAGUUGCAGUCAGACCUGGUAAUAGUAUGAAAGGUAUUUCAAUUAGGAAGUCGAUGUCUAUGUAUGCUGUUCAUGGUAAUAUACGGUUAGAAGGUAGUUUGCGUAAUAGAAAUAAGAAUACAAGUGCAAAGUUGGAUGGGAAUGACUUAGAUCAAUUCAAAACUUUUGGGAGGUUUCAAUCAAAUAGUAUGGCAGGUAAGGUGGUGUUGCGGGACUCAACAAGCCAAGGGAGGCAAUCGGAAGAGGAAAUGGUUACUAAAUAUGUACCAGGACCCCGAGGGUUAAUGAAGGUUACUGUUGCAGCUAACAAUCUCUCCUCUCCAAAGCAGAAUAGAACCUCAAUGGUUUAUACACAUAACAGUCCCCGCGGGUCGCUAAGGAAAUCUGUAAGGAAGCCUAUUCUCAAGGGCCAGUCUGAAAAUUGCCCGUCUAGUACUGAAGCUGCUUGCCCGGAGAAGGUAAGUGCAGAGAAGACUAGCACAGAGAAAGCUGACACAGAGAUGGUUGUAGCGAAGAAUUUUAUUUCAGCGAAUGCAAUCGUAGAAAAGGGUAGUACCGAGAAUACUAGUGUAGAAAAAUCUACUAACAAAAAUAGCACAGGGGGGGAUUCAGAGAAAGUUAACUCUGAAGCUACUGAACUGCUCAAAUCUGAUGCUGGAAAUAUAAUAAACGAUAAUAUAACACGCAAGCCUCCUCCUUCUCGUACACUACCAGAGUCUUCCUCGAAAACAAGUAGUGGCGAGGGUUAUAAAGAGAAGGAAAGCAAUACUUCGGUGAGUUUUUGGACUGCGGUUGAAGACGCUAGUGAUUAUGUUAGCCAUGUUACUUCUGAUGAUUACAAAGAGAAGAAAUUUGAGACUCAGGUUAAUAAACAUAAAGGGGGCUUACCAGCGAUUUUAAUUUCCACAAGUACAGACGUUAUUGAUGAGGUUGUGUCAGACGAUGUAAAUGUUAGGCAAACUUUUGAAAACUCUGACCUGUCCAGUAACAAUGUUCAGUAUAACGAGGAAAAAGAUGAAGAGUUAAAUGUCGCUGCUUCAAAUGAGAACCGCAAAGAAGAAACUUCACUAUCUCCUAUGAAAUCUGCUUUAAAAAAUAAUAAAUCUAAAAAAGAUCCUGUAACUACGGCAGAUGGUGUUUACAAUUCUUUAUCUCCAGCUGAAGGCGCUUACCUUUCUUUAACUACCGCUGAAAAUACGAGAAUAAAUGCUCGUCUUUCAGAUGAGCGAUUAACAUCGUCUACCUUAAGAAAUACUACUAAACGCUCACCAUCUGUCAACUUUGCGACUCCUGAUUCACCCAAGGUGAAGAAUAUCGAUGGAGCUGUAAAAGUUAGCCAACAGCAAGUCAUGAAAUCCAAGCGAGUCUCUAUCAUCGGUGAUCCUGGAGUUCAUACGAAUAAAAAGACUGGUCACAGAUCCUCUUCAACAAAUACUAAGAGAGCCAAUACUCCUGCAGCUCCAAAAAGUGUCCAUAUUGAAGAACCUAAGGAAAAGUCAAGCUUUGAUAAGGAUAGACCGAAGGUAGCGAGUUUAGGGUUUAAGAACAUGUCACUAAGAGCUGAACUCUCUGAAGAGACUGCAUUACAGCUAAACGCUUCUGUAGAGAAUCUGCCUACUGACGGCAAUGAAACCGGACCUGAAAGUUAUUCAGCUAAACAAUUGUUACUCUCUAUAGCUGGUGGAGGAUGGAAGUCUCGGUUCAGUGACUCUGAUUCUGAUAUUGAAGUUCAAACUAAUAAUACAGAGGACAAUAAUAUAAGCGAUGAGAGGGCUAAAGAAAAGUCACAGCUUUAUAAUAGCAAUGACCCAUCUAGCUUGAAAGCUAAGAAACUUUCUGAUAAGCGAAAACCAGGCAUUAAAACUACACUGCGGGAAGUUGGAGAAGAUAUUGCAGAAGAACGUUCAAAAAAGCUCGGGAACCGGAAUUCAGUAUUGUUUAAAGGAACCUUGAGAACAAAGAACGCAUCAAUGGGCAGUAUUACUGCUCGAAAUGAAAAAAAUCCACCAGCCGUUGGCCCUAAUACCGUAGGUGCGGGAACUUCCACGUAUUAUGGCUCAAAAAUUCCUCCACCGAUGAUUAUAAGCUCCCAAAAGGUAAAAGGUAAGACUUUUGGAAGCAAGAUUAAAGGACUGUUUGGUAAAAAAAAGAAAAUAUAA
Eremothecium sinecaudum is the source of this 2325-nucleotide messenger RNA. RefSeq names its product HBL036Cp. Bases 1 to 2325 code for a protein of 774 amino acids. The record is from RefSeq and is a predicted model, not a curated record. The transcript has a single exon. Lineage: Eukaryota; Fungi; Ascomycota; Saccharomycetes; Saccharomycetales; Saccharomycetaceae.